AUUGACAGCGCGCUGGCGGCCACUGCAGCCCGGCUCGGAAACAUGCACAGAGCCUGAGCGGCUUCUGGAGGGAGUGGUGCUCCGGACUUUUCUCUGCCGUCGGGGGCGUCCUUUUCGCCCCCCCCCCGCCCCCUCCCCACCCCCGCCGCCAGCCCCUCCCAGCGGCGGUGGGAGCCGGGUCCAGGGGCCGCUGGAGGAGGGACAAUGGCCGGGGCUCGUCCCGGGGUCCACGCCCUGCAGCUGAAGCCAGUGGCUGUUCACGAAACGUUGAAGAAGGGAAGCAAAUUCAUCAAAUGGGACGAGGACCCAGCGAGCAGGACCCUAGUCACUCUCCGUGUGGAUCCCCAGGGCUACUUCCUGUACUGGACCGGGCAGAACAAUGAAGUUGACCUGCUGGACAUCUGCUAUAUCCGGGACACCCGGACAGGACGGUUUGCCAGAGUACCCAAGGACCCGAAGCUGCGGGAGCCGCUGGGCUUUGGGAAGCCGGAGGAUCGGCCGGAGAACAAGGCGGUGACGGUGGUUUACGGCUCCGACCUGGUCAACAUCAACUUCCUCAACUUCAUGACCAUGCAGGAGGAGACGGCCAAGAUCUGGACUGAAGAACUGUUCAAACUGGCCACCAACAUCCUGGCCCACAACGCUUCCAGGGAGGCCUUGCUGCACAAAGUGUACGUCAAACUGAAACUGCAGGUCAACCAGGACGGACACAUCCCUGUCAAGAACAUCAUCAAGCUGUUCUCCGUGGACAAGAAGCGGGCGGAGAGCGCGCUGGACUCCUGCGGCCUCAACUUCAGCCGGCACGAGUCCAUCAAACCCGAAGACUUCACCCCGGAGAUCUUCCACUUCUUCCUCAGCAAGAUGUGCCUGCGUCCAGACAUCGACAAGAUCUUCGCUGAGCAGGGGGCCAAGGGCAAACCCUACCUCACCUUGGACCAGAUGGUGGACUUCAUUAACCUGCGGCAACGGGACCCCCGGCUCAACGAGGUCCUCUACCCCCCUCUCAAGGCCCAGCAAGUGCAGCAGCUCAUUGCCAAGUAUGAGCCGAACAAGAACUUUGCCAACAAAGGACAGAUCUCAUUGGACGGAUUCUCACGAUUCCUCAGCGGGACGGAGAACACCAUCGUCCCUCCCGAGAAGCUGGACGUCAGCGACGACAUGACCCAACCCCUCAGUCACUACUUCAUCAACUCCUCCCACAACACCUACCUCACAGCGGGUCAGCUGGCCGGGAACUCCUCGGUGGAGAUGUACAGGCAGGUCCUCCUGACGGGUUGUCGCUGUGUGGAGCUCGACUGCUGGAAGGGUCGGCUGCCCGACGAGGAGCCCUUCAUCACCCAUGGCUUCACCAUGACCACCGAGAUCCCCUUCAAGGAGGUGAUUGAAGCCAUCGCAGAAACUGCCUUCAAGACCAGCCCCUACCCCCUGGUGCUGUCCUUUGAGAAUCACGUCGACUCGUCCAAGCAACAAGCCAAGAUGGCAGAGUACUGUCGUACCAUCUUUGGCGAUGCUCUGCUGAUCGAACCCCUGGAGAAAUACCCGCUCCAGCCCGGCGUGGUCCUCCCCUCCCCCCAGGAGCUGAGGGGCCGGAUCCUGAUCAAGAACAAGAAGAAGCACCAGGUGAAGCUGGGCGAGGGAAGCGUGAGGCACAGGUCGAUCCCACAGGCCUCCCAGGGCUGCGUAGAGGGGGGCAGUGUCAGCGAGCCCACCUCCCCUGGCACAGUGGAGUCGGGAGACGGGGGCCAGAACCUGGCCAACGGUGACUACCAGUUACCCAGGGAACUGGAGGAGGUGGUGAAGAUCCCAAGGAAGUCCAUUGAUCGGGAGACGGAGAGUGACUUCGAGGAAGAGGAGGAGCAGGAUUUAAAGAAGCAGCCUAGCACGACAGAUGAGGGCACGGCGGGAAGUGAGGUCAAUGCCACCGAGGAGAUGUCCACCCUGGUCAAUUACGUGGAGCCGGUCAAGUUCAAGUCCUUCGAAGUGGCCUGCAAGAGGAACAAGUACUACGAGAUGUCGUCAAUGGUGGAGACAAAAGGAUUAGAGCAGCUCACGAAAUCGCCGGUGGAAUUUGUGGAAUACAACAAGAAGCAGCUGAGCCGCAUCUACCCCAAGGGCACGAGGGUCGACUCCUCCAACUACAUGCCCCAGGUCUUCUGGAGCACUGGCUGCCAAAUGGUGGCCCUCAACUUCCAGACCCUCGACCUCCCGAUGCAGUUGAACAUGGGCAUCUUCGAGUACAACGGGGGCAGUGGCUACAUCCUCAAGCCGGAGUUCAUGAGGCGGACGGACAAGCACUUUGACCCCUUCACCGAGAACAUCGUGGACGGAGUCGUGGCCAAUACUGUCUCCGUCAAGAUCAUCUCCGGCCAGUUCCUGUCUGACAAGAAGGUAGGGAUGUAUGUGGAGGUGGACAUGUUCGGGCUUCCCAUCGACACCAAGCGCAAGUUCCGCACCAAGACCCUCACCAACUCGCUCAAUCCCGUCUGGGAUGAGGAACCUUUCGUCUUCCGCAAGGUGGUCCUGCCCACCCUCGCCUCUCUGCGAGUGGCCGUGUUUGAGGAAGGGGCCAAGUUCAUUGGUCACCGGGUGCUCCCAGUCUCAGCGAUCCGGCCGGGUUACCGAUACAUCUGCCUGCGGAACGAGGCUAACCAGCCCCUCCAGCUUCCCGCUCUCUUCGUCUAUACCGAGGUGAAGGACUUUGUCCCGGACACGCACGCAGAUUACAUCAAGGCUCUGUACAACCCCAUCCAACAUGUCAACCUGAUGGAGCAGAGAUCCAAACAAUUGGUGUCACUGACCGGCGAGGAUGAGACGUUACGGUUGGUCAGCACGGAAUCCUCUGUCACCACGGAGGAGGUGAAGAACAAGCCUGACGUGUGUAGCGCCGCUCCCGUCCCCAGGAGCUCCCUCACUCCGUCCAUCGGCGAAAUGAAGCCCAGCGGAGAGACAGGUACUUCAGAGCCGUCAGCACAGGCAUCCAGUGGGCGACUCGGUGGCGCAGCAGGCAACUGCCGGCCACAGGAGGACCUGAUUCCCAGCAUUUUAUCAGAGGUGACGGCGGUUCCGGUCGGGGAGCUGAAGCAGCAGAAGGCCUACGUGAAGCUGCUGAAGAAGCAACAGAAGGAGCUGCAGGAGCUGCAGAGGCGGCACCUGAAGAACAUGGCGGCCCUGAGGAAGGAGCAGAGGGGCAAACUGAGCGAGCUGGAGAGCAGCGCGGCGCGGCGACGCUCCCUCAUCGCCAGAGCCAUCAAACAGGGCAGCAAGGCCAAGUGAGUGCCACCCGACCCCCUCCCCUGACCCUCUUCCCCCUCACUCCCUCCCCCUUCUCCCCUGACCCCCCUCAUCCCCCACCCUUCUCCCCAACACCCUCACUCCCCCUCCUCCCCUC
This is a messenger RNA of Pristis pectinata (smalltooth sawfish), 3388 nucleotides long. It is a transcript of the gene plcb3, whose product is annotated as phospholipase C, beta 3 (phosphatidylinositol-specific). The transcript is spliced from 27 exons. Gene Ontology annotation, biological process: lipid metabolic process; phosphatidylinositol-mediated signaling. The record is from RefSeq and is a predicted model, not a curated record. The coding region runs from base 205 to 3273 and encodes 1022 amino acids. NCBI's taxonomy places the organism in Eukaryota, Metazoa, Chordata, Chondrichthyes, Rhinopristiformes, Pristidae. Gene Ontology annotation, molecular function: phosphatidylinositol-4,5-bisphosphate phospholipase C activity; calcium ion binding; calmodulin binding.